AUUUGGAAACUUAAGAAACUUAUCAAAAGUCUUGAGUCGGCCCGAGGUAACGGAACUUCGAUGAUAUCACUGAUAUUACCAGCGAAUGGACAGAUAUGUCGCGCGUCUAAGAUGUUGGUCGACGAGAUGGGAACGGCCGCUAACAUCAAGAGUCGUGUGAAUCGCCAAUCGGUUCAGUCGGCCAUCGCAUCGGUUCAGCAACGGCUCAAACUGUACCCCCGAAUGCCCGCCAAUGGACUCGUCAUCUAUUGUGGGACUCUUGUGACCGAAGAGGGAAAGGAUAAGAAAGUGAACAUCGAUUUGGAGCCCUUUAAGCCCAUUCACAGAUCGCUAUAUAUGUGUGACAAUCGGUUCCAUAUUGAGGUUCUUAAGGAACUUCUUGUGGACGACAAUAAGUUUGGAUUCAUUGUAAUGGAUGGAAAUGGAGCUCUUUUCGGCACUUUAGAGGGCAAUACACGUCAAGUGCUCCAGAAGUUUAGCGUCGGUUUACCUAAAAAACACGGACGUGGAGGUCAGUCAGCCCUACGAUUCGCUCGACUCAGGGACGAGAAGAGACACAAUUAUGUGCGAAAAGUGGCAGAAGUGGCACAACAGGUUGCUGACUUUAAGACACAACUCUAUCGCUCGGAUCUCUUCGACCGGAAACUUCAGGCACUGGUUGUGAGACUAGUGGACGUGUCUUACGGCGGAGAGAAUGGUUUCAAUGAAGCCAUAAAAUUAUCGGCAGAAGUCUUGUCUGGCAUUCGGUUUGUGGACGAAAAAAGACUAAUUAAUCGUUACUUGGAUGAGAUAUCUCAAGACACCGGCAAAUACUGCUUCGGAGUGGAGGACACCAUAAAAGCCCUAGAGAUGGGAGCCGUUGAGGUACUAAUCGUAUGGGAAAACCUCGAUAUCACGAGAUAUGUGCUGAAGAACCCGAACACCAAUGAGGAGAAGAUAGUUCACGAGAUGGCAAACCAGGAAAGGAAUGGAAAUCUGUUUGUGGACACCGGGACAGGAGUGGAGUUGGAAGUGUUGGAAGUGUUGGAGUCGAUGUCAUUACUUGAAUGGUUUGCAAACAAUUACACGAAUUUCGGUGCAAUUCUCGAGUUUGUGAGCGACAGCUCUCAAGAGGGCUCACAGUUUGUCAAAGGGUUUGGAGGAGUGGGAGGUAUUCUGAGAUAUAAAGUCCACUUCCAGGACAUAGACUUCGACAACAUUAUCGAUGAGUUCGAAGAUUUAGACAUUUAA
Molecule: messenger RNA, 1230 nt
Organism: Oppiella nova
Lineage: Eukaryota; Metazoa; Arthropoda; Arachnida; Sarcoptiformes; Oppiidae
Source: the annotation of a GenBank genome assembly